This is a messenger RNA of Cornus florida, 1139 nucleotides long. RefSeq names its product auxin-responsive protein SAUR36. The transcript has a single exon. Lineage: Eukaryota; Viridiplantae; Streptophyta; Magnoliopsida; Cornales; Cornaceae. The record is from RefSeq and is a predicted model, not a curated record. Gene Ontology annotation, biological process: response to auxin. The coding region runs from base 477 to 968 and encodes 163 amino acids.
UUGCAACUUCAACUAUUGGUCCUUCACACCAUCUCUCUACUUUCUCUCUCUAUAUAGCUCCAUUUUCUUCAACCCAUUCAAUCGCGUGCCGACUUUUUCAAGCCCUGCCCUAUUUCGCUCCCCGUUCUUGCUUUGACCCGUAUUACCCAUUUCGAGUAUAAAACAACCCAAAUAGCCUUCUCAUCUGUUUCACACCCCCUCGUAUAUCCACCUAUCUUCUACUACAUCACAACCAACCCUCAGAAACGGUUCAAAACCCUAGUUUCGGAUGAAAUUCUCAUUCUGUAACAUCACAACUGAACAUGUCCAACAUACCCACUUCUCUCUCUGAAGUCUGUCUCACUCUGUUUCGCUUAGCCAUGUCCACCGCCGAUCCUUGGCCUUUCUCUUGAAACCCACCUUUCUGAAACAACCAGAUUCAGCAAAUUUCACUCUCUUUUCUCUCUCUCCUUUCUCUCUCAUAAAUCAAACCCAAAAUGAGAAAGUUCCGGGGAUUCAAUAUCAAGAAACGGGUCUUCAAGUUUUUCCGGCGAAACAGGUCGCCGGCGGGGUACAUCCGGCUAGACCCACCUUGCAGCUUCAAACCCAUAUCGAGACUUUUCAGCUGUAUUAAAACCAAAGCCAGGUCUCUCUGUUCCAUGAAAUCGUGUCGGUUAACGAAUCCGGGUUAUGCUCAUCUGGGUCAGGACCCGAUUGAUCGAGAGAAGGCUGUGGCGGUGCCGAAGGGUCAUUUGGCGGUGUAUGUGGGUCAGAAAGACGGCGACUUUCAUAGGUUUUUGGUCCCGGUGAUUUACUUCAAUCACCCACUUUUUGGGGAGCUGUUGAGGGAGGCUGAGGAUGAGUAUGGGUUUAACCACCCGGGUGGGAUUACUAUCCCUUGUCGGAUCUCCGAGUUCGAGAGCGUUCAGACCCAGAUCGCCGCCGGUCACGGUGGCCGGAAGUUGCUGACGAGGAAGAGGCAUUACUGAGUCUGAUGGUUGAUUAUGAUGAUGACGAAAAAAAAAUUAUGAUUAGUGUUGGUGAACCAAUCGUGUUUAGCAUUUUAUUUAGAUAGUCUUUUAUAUAUAUAUAUAUUUAUUUACUUCAUAGAUGUCAUACAAUUUUAGUUGUAAAUUUAUAGAAGAUCUAUUUUUUCAUCA